AUACAAAGACUCCUCACCGUGGACAGAUUUUAGGCGGAGUAAAACCUUUUCCUUCGCGUCUUCCCUUUUGCUUGUAAUUGCAGCUGUGCGUACCGCAAAACGGAUUAGGAGAGCGUCGUGACGGCAUCGUCUACGUACCUCUCUCACAAAACAGCGAGAGCUCAGCAAUAACAGCCCUCACCAUCAUUUCUUCAAGCUUCACCCAACAAAGCGCUCCACUCAAUGGGAUCCUGCACAAAACAGAGGAGACGAAAUCGUUCACCACCACUCUAUUACCGAAUCUGAUAAUUGCAACUGAGCGCUUUUUCUACUCAGCCUACCUAUUCCGCAUUCUGACUACAUAUUUACAGAAGCUGAGCACAUUUCCUGAGCUUCCUUCUAUAGUAAGGGGAUUGGGGUAUGACCGACGCCCCGACUCCCCAUCUCCAACUCCGUUCUAUCAGUUGUAGGAGCGCUUCGCAGCAUGCUAUCGCCGAGAAGAGGGGUCGAUCACCGAGCAAGGCCAGCCGCUACGCUUCUAACCCAGGUUGCUGUCAUUGCAACCUUCGUUGCUAUGAGCGCUUGUAUGCCAGGGUCUUCUUUAGUAUGCCCACGUAGCUUGGACUGUGCCCGAGCAGGGAGGCAUUUCUGCCAGCCGGGCAGCUCCCACUGCGGCCCCUGCCUCACCCCGCUGGUAGAGAACUCACGUGGCAGAUGCAUAGUGAAGAGGAGGCACAGUCACAACCCUCAAUUUGGCAAAGUGACCAUUUUCCCUGAAGUGGAUGAGGAGAUAGACUUCCUGUCCACCAUCAUCAGCCAACAGAAGACUGAAUCAGGGGUCAAACAUCCAGCUCCUCCCUUUCAGGAUGUUACUAAAGUCAAGGAGGAGAAGGAUGACAGAUCAAUGGUCCUCACCCAACGGCCUACCACAGAGCAGCCUAUGACACACGGCAGCACUACAGUCCCUCCACCCAACUCUAUCACUACAGCCAACACCACCACUACCAGCCACACCCCAGCAGUACGCAGCGGUCCCCUGAUCAUCCCUUACCCCUCCAACAAUCGUGUGUUUAUCAUCAUGACCAGUGUGUUUGUGGUCGUGGGAUCUGUUGCCUUGCUCUUGGCUGGUGUCUGUUGGAUUAGGUUGCAGAGAGGUGUGCGACUGUCUCAGAAGGUAGACUACCCAGUUUAUGGGGGGAUGGGGCCCCGUUCCUAUGACAACGAUGUGCUUGGGGAUAAGAGGCUGGCUCAGAGUGCCCAGAUGUACCACUACCAACACCAGAAACAGCAGAUGCUCUGCCUGGAAAAACACAGGGAUGAACCCAAGGUGCCUGACUCCGGUGCCACGUCAGAUGAGGAGAAUGAGGAUGGUGAUUUCACGGUGUACGAGUGCCCUGGACUGGCCCCAACGGGAGAGAUGGAGGUGAAGAAUCCUUUGUUUGAUGACUCCACCCUUUACCUUCAGAGGAGCCACAAGUAACCCUGACAACCCUGGACAUUCUGAUAUGCACCUAUAAAACAUAUCAUCCUACAUGUACAGGAAGAUGAAAUCACACUCAAUCCCUUACACACCUACAAACACUCAUCAGGUUUCUCUGUCUAACCUUUUGAGUUGUCCCACAUAAUACACUACUUACAUGAGG
Coregonus clupeaformis (lake whitefish) is the source of this 1622-nucleotide messenger RNA. RefSeq names its product neural proliferation differentiation and control protein 1-like. Bases 464 to 1459 code for a protein of 331 amino acids. The record is from RefSeq and is a predicted model, not a curated record. Gene Ontology annotation, cellular component: membrane. The transcript has 9 exons. NCBI's taxonomy places the organism in Eukaryota, Metazoa, Chordata, Actinopteri, Salmoniformes, Salmonidae.